Messenger RNA from Exaiptasia diaphana, 675 nucleotides. RefSeq lists its product as uncharacterized. Lineage: Eukaryota; Metazoa; Cnidaria; Anthozoa; Actiniaria; Aiptasiidae. The record is from RefSeq and is a predicted model, not a curated record. The coding region runs from base 271 to 675 and encodes 134 amino acids. The transcript is spliced from 2 exons.
UUUAAAAAAUCCUUCAAGAGUGCUUCAUUUACAACUUUGAUUUUUCCCAAAGAGAAUGUCAACAUUUACCACUUAGGUUAUCUAAAACAUGGUCUCUUCUAUAAAAACUUAAUUUGAUGACUUUGUUUCACUCAAUGCAGUGAUAUGUACUUAUAGCUACUUAUGUGAGGAAGAUACAUGGACUAGAGAUGUAUGUACUCAUAAAAGAUAUAAUUCAUACAUUUAUGUCCAGGUGAUGCAAAGAAGAAGAAAGAUGAGGCAGCAGUUGAAAUGAGGCAGAGGUCCAUGGAGAAGUUUAGUGAGACCCAAAAAAGGAAGCGGGCCAUUAGCGAUGCUGAUGAUGAUGACAAUGAAGUUGUUUUAGUCCAAAACAACAAGAAAAAAAGAAAGACAGGAUCGGAAACAGUGAAGUAUUUGAGAGAAAAGAUGGAAAUGCAGAUGGAAAUGAAAGAAAAAGAAAUUGCAUUGAGAAAAGAUGAUAAAUCUGCCGAGGAUUCUCUUGUGAACAUGCUCAUGAAGCAGCAGCAUCAGUUUAAGCAGCAACAGCAACAACAGCAGCAGCAGCAACAACAACAACAACAACAGUUGCAGAUGAUGAUGGUACAGCAAAGCACUGCUUUGAUGGGUUUAAUAGAAAAACUUAGAAAAAAAAUAGAGCAUUUUUAUCUAAAGUAG